Pyricularia oryzae 70-15 is the source of this 651-nucleotide messenger RNA. RefSeq lists its product as uncharacterized. The transcript is spliced from 4 exons. Bases 1 to 651 code for a protein of 216 amino acids. NCBI's taxonomy places the organism in Eukaryota, Fungi, Ascomycota, Sordariomycetes, Magnaporthales, Pyriculariaceae. The record is from RefSeq and is a predicted model, not a curated record.
AUGGCAGGGAAGACCCUCACCGGCGGUUUCUUCUUCUCGGAUAAGGGGAGCAAGAGAUACGCUACGAACUGCUGGCCCGAGUGGGAAAGAGAAUGCAAAAAAAAAGAUCAACCUUCCAUGGGCUCCGUGUCUGAGAAGUCCGCCGGCGUACAAAAUGGCUCCAACGGGCCAGGAGAAAACAGCAUCCCCGGACCGAUGCUCCGACUCCCCGACUCCCGCUGCUCUUUCCAGAUCAAACAUAGAGAUCUGGGGCCAAGGAAAAGAGGGGCGUGGUAUCCAUCGGAUCUCUUGAUUUCCGAUCUAGCUCGGGACCAAACCCUUUCACCUUUUGGUCUGGAUCCUUUUGACCAGUCACCACCAAGGAGGCGAGAAGUAUUUCGCCCCCCAGCCGUGUUGAUAUGCGUGACUGUAUAUCUAUGGUAUGCAGGGAUCAAAUGUGUAAAGGGGGGUGAGGGGGUGGGAGGUCCAUGGGAAUAUCGCGACAUCAAACAUAUAUCGAUGGUUACAUGCGGAGUAAGCGGAGGGAAUCGACACAUGGAGGGUAGGGACUGUCAGAUGGGCCACACCGGACGCAAGCCUUGUUUAGAGCAAGUAAGUGAGCGAGUAAAAAAGACAGUGUACGGUAGUGUCGGCUAUCAUCGCGAAGGGUAG